GUGAUUGCUGUUGAAGACCGUUGGCGCUGACGCAUUUCGAAAAUCGAACUUAGUGUUUUUAUUUUUUGUACGUUUGGCCUGUUGAUUGGGCUGGUAUUGCGCGUCAAGAUGGCUGGUGACGGUCAGAGGUUUUGCCUAAAAUGGAACGACUUCAGAAACAGUGUAACCUCAGUGUUUGAGGAUCUCAGAAAAGAUGGAGAAUUGGUUGACAUCACACUCUGCUGUGAGGGGAAGAAGGUCAAGGCACACAGAAUGAUGCUGUCUGCGUGCAGUCCAUACUUCCGUGAUCUUCUCAAGGAAAAUCCCUGUCAGCACCCAGUGUUCUUUCUGAAGGACACGACCUUCAGUGACCUGAGGGCUGUGAUUGAGUUUGUGUACAAUGGCGAGGUGAAUGUCACCCAGACUCAGCUCAGCAGCUUCCUCAAGACUGCUGAGAUGCUCCAAGUCAGGGGGCUCACUGGAGAUGAGGAUAAGGAGUCUGUGCCGGUGCCGGCUUCUCCUCGCGCCCAGCCGCGGCCCUCGCCGGCGGCGGCUCCGCGGACGUUCCCCCGCCCCUCCCCGGCGCCGGUGUCCCGUCCUCCGCCGGCGGCCGUCCGCCGACCGAUGGCGCCGGCCGCCCCACCGCCCCCACCGCCACCGGCACCGGCACCGCCCAUCAACAGCUCCGCGGCGGCGGCGGCACGGACCGCGGCGCCGCCGCCCGAGUCGCCGCCCGUCUCACCGGCCACCAAGCGGCGCCGCGUCCACUCUGGCUCCGGCUCGGGCAGUAACGACGGUCUGGAGACCUCGGCGGCGGCGUCACCGGCCCCCACCACCCCGUCCGGCUCCGACACCGCCCCGCCGCCCGCCGAGGAGCCUGGAGAGCAGCUCAGGAUGAGCUACCCGCACGGCGGCCAGGUCAAGGUGGAGAAGAUCGACAUAGACAUUGCGGAUGAUGAUGAGGACGAUAUGGCGGCGCUCGGACAGGUGGUGGACUAUGAGGAGGGGUACGACUCGAACCAGUCGCUCGGCGCCGUGCCUGUCCCCGACCCCGGCCAAGUGAGCGAGAUGCUGGCGGCAGCGGGACCCUCCUCGGACGGCGGCGCAGGCUCUAUGACAGUGGGACGCCGCGAGACGGGACAGGGCCCGUUCCAAUGCAGCCAGUGCGGCCGCUGCUACCGCCACCAGACGGGACUCGCCAAUCAUACGGAGCUGCACCGUGGCCAGACCCGCUGCCCGUACUGCGCGCGAGUCUACGCCACGAAAAGCUCGCUGAAAUACCACAUAGAACACGUGCAUUCGAGGGAUGGGAACCUCGCAGCGCCGGAGCAGGGCGCUGUUCAGGAGGUUGUAGUGAGAUCGGCUCCUGGGGAUGGGGAAGCCAUUGAUCGGGAGACUCAGAGAGGUGUGUCGGGACGGCGUCCCCCGGCUGGGCCGCCAACCACGGUCCCAGGCAACUGAGCAGGACGCACUCGGAGUUUGGGUCGGCUCUAAGUCGGUGGAUCGGCGGUUUCCGGAGUUGAAGACAGACUGCCUCUGAGGAGACUGGAGGACAGUUCGUGCGGUCGGUGAAUGUUGCGUCACGGGACGCUCCAAGAUGUCAGCUCUCCACCGCUACUAGAUUCGUGAUUUUGGUUCUACUUGGUCGUGAUUUGUACCCGUAGCACGUUCUUAAAUCACAUUCGUGAUUCAGUAUCAGUGCCAUAACUUACCAAGACUCGGUACUAGUGAGACUCGAACUCAGGUGCAGCGAGGCUAGUGUUGUUAACCUGGCUGUAACCACGAGUGUAACUUUACGUUCGUCGUUUUCUUUACCAUCUCAGCCGUGUAACUAAGCUAAGUAAUUCAGGGUGAGCCGAAGACGGUGCAUAUUGCCGUCUAGCGACUUGUGUGUGAACAUUGUGAGGCAACUAAUGUUAUGUAUGUAGGCUAUACUUAUUCAGGAAAUUUUGCGCCCCAGUCCGCGUUGCCAUCUUUUAGUCUGACGUUCCUCGCUAUUUCAUCAUCACUGACGCUUGCUUUUUAUGUUAGAGAUUGGGCCUUAUCUGCUCUUGAUAUUUAAUUUUUUGUGGGGCAUAUUCUCUCAUUGUGCUUAUCGUUCCUAAAGAUGCAUGCUGAUGCUUUCCGUCAGCGAUGUUUUUUUUUUUUUUGGGUACAAGUUCUUAUGAUGGCCUUAUCCAGUUUUUAUUUUUUGGAAAGGGGUAUAACAAAGAUCCAAGCUCACCACGCGCUCUUCGAUCUUUGAAGGUAGGAAUGUUUAGUAUUUUAUCAAAGUCCACCUUUGGUUGAGAAAAUUAUUGGACAUUUGUUUUUUAUGAAUUUUAAUCGCGAAAUCGAGCGAGUUUGAUUUUGCGUUUCCAAGAGGUGCUGUCAGCCUUCAGAGGUCCACUGUCAUCACCACAUUUUCCCCAUGUUGAUUGAGUUCCGAUUUAUUACUUUUCUGCGAUCAUUGGCACUGGCCAACCUCAGAUCGGUUCUAUGAAAAUCCGGGCUGGUUGGUAGUGCUGGUUAAGCAGCAGUUACGGUAUCAGGUCCACUGCCAGUCGCUAUGCUGACAGUUGCUGGUCCGUCUGUCAGACCCGUUGACAGUAUUUCUGUCAGCCCGCCUCUGACAGUCGCCGGUCCGCCUGCCUCUGACAGCGGUCUGUCAGCCCGCCUCUGACAGUCGCCGUGGCCGGUUUCAGGGUUUUAUCCGCAGCCGCUGGCGGACGAGGCUCCACCGCCGGCGGGCACUGAGUGUCACAUCUGUGGAAAACGCUUCAGGUGGUCUGCCGGCCUGCGCAACCACAUGGAGCUCCACCGAGGCCUAACCUCCUGCCCUGUCUGCCAUAAAACAUUUUCAACUUGUCAUAACAUGCGCCUUCACCUGCGGCGCAAACAUAUUGACACAAAGCGGCAUUGAUAAUGCAACUCUAUUGAUGUCAUAAUUGGGAUAAACCCCUUCUGAUUCUGGUUCAUGCUGGAAUGUUGUUUCAUGUUUGGCUUACGCUGUUGGCCAAAGUGCUGGCUAGCAGAAUGAAGUAUUGCGAUGUUGGCUGAUCCCAACUGAAGCUAUCCUCUUUGGUUAGAUAUGCAAAACGCGUUGUGGCUAUUUUAAGAUGGUAAAGUUUUUCCUUUUCAUGCUAACGUUUAGGGUACAUCGUUGGAGCCAUAACGAAAAAAAAAACUUAUUGACAGCCUCCAAUAUUGCACCGAAAUUGUAAAAAGAAUUACGUCAACUUGACUCCUGAAAGUGGACACAAAAAAGACAGCUAGAACACAGAAAGCUCAUCACUUAGGAGGAACUUUAUCGCUCAAAGGUUUCUGCUUAUGUCCAACACUUGAGUUAUGUGUGGCCCGAAAAGUUUUGUCGCAAUUGAGACCCUUUCACAACCCGUUAGCCUCGGCAGCCUAGCCCCCUGUAAAUGUUGCGUUGGGUCACCUUUUUUCCAUGUAGAAUAGUAGAGAACGUAGAGCGAAUGUAAGACCUGAAGUUAAUCACUCAACGAGAAUGCUGAACUAAUGAAUAGAGGUUUGAAAGGUGUCUUGUCUGCAGUUUUUCUCUUUCACUCGUUAGGUCAUGUUUUUCUAAGGUGUUCUCUGUAAUAUAUCUUGCAGUGACGAGUUCUGAUUUCUGGUUUUUGGCAAGGUAGUUGUCGAAAGGCUUUGUAGGAGCGUCCUCCCGUUCGUUCUUUUGCGUUGAUUUUAAUUAGGUGGAUGCUUUUGAAUCAACUUUGUACCUCUCUCGCAACUCAUAUGGUCUCGACUUCGAGUGAAUAAAAGUCUCGUUUUG
Amphibalanus amphitrite is the source of this 3751-nucleotide messenger RNA. RefSeq names its product longitudinals lacking protein, isoforms A/B/D/L-like. Gene Ontology annotation, cellular component: nucleus. Gene Ontology annotation, biological process: regulation of transcription by RNA polymerase II. The transcript is spliced from 6 exons. The record is from RefSeq and is a predicted model, not a curated record. Gene Ontology annotation, molecular function: protein binding. NCBI's taxonomy places the organism in Eukaryota, Metazoa, Arthropoda, Thecostraca, Balanomorpha, Balanidae. The coding region runs from base 109 to 1440 and encodes 443 amino acids.